Molecule: messenger RNA, 681 nt
Organism: Rhizophagus irregularis DAOM 181602=DAOM 197198
Lineage: Eukaryota; Fungi; Glomeromycota; Glomeromycetes; Glomerales; Glomeraceae
Source: RefSeq, a predicted model, not a curated record
AUGAGUAAAACGCGCAUUGUUAAUGAAAACCUUUUUAAUAUCAACAAAUUUCUUUCCGUAAACCUUCCUCCCAAUAUUUAUACUGUUCAAAAUUAUGCUUCAGCUAUUGAUGUAUCUAAUAUUUUUUCCAUUACUUUUAAUGCUCCUUUUGAAACUCUUCUUCCGUUAGCUAGAAUUGAUACUGCUGCUGAAAAGAUUCUUCAUCUUCAAUAUCCAUACUUAACUCCUGCAAUAGUUUUUUCUGAUGGAAAUUGCUUAUUAAAUUCUCUCUCUUUAAUUUUUACUGGAAACCAAACAUCUGCAUUACAAUUUAGAUUGGCCAUGGUUAUAGAAUUAAUGAAACAUGCAGAUUUCUAUCUUAGUCAAAAUUUUUUUGAAGAAGAUUAUUAUUUUUCUGAUGCAGCUUUAAAUUCAGCUAAAAGUAAUUCAAAUACACAAGUUACAUAUAAUAAAGAAAAAGAGUAUAUAAGUGAAAUUCUCUAUAUGUCUAAAUCACAUCAGUUUUGUUCAAUUAUUGGAAUUUAUGGAUUAGCAUCAGUAAUUCAAAGACCAAUAAUGUCAAUAUAUCCACCAACCAUUUUCCAAUUGAUUAGUACUUUAUAUCAUAAAUUAAUCGAGCCACGAAUUAAAGCUUAUGACGAAUAUAUUACAAUAAUGUGGACAUCUUCAAAUGGAAAAUAG